Trichobilharzia regenti is the source of this 495-nucleotide messenger RNA. Lineage: Eukaryota; Metazoa; Platyhelminthes; Trematoda; Strigeidida; Schistosomatidae. The record is from the annotation of a GenBank genome assembly.
AAUGACAGCCAGGUUCAACUCAAAAGGAGGGAAGGAAGGUUACAGUCAUUCAAUACUAUGCGCCUACAAACGUCUCAGAACAAGAGAAGAAGGAGGCGUUCUACAGACAACUACAAGCAAUAAUGGACAACGUCCCAAAUGGCGAUAUCAAAAUCCUGAUGGGCGACAUGAAUGCGAAGCUGGGAGGAGACAACACAGGAAGAGAACUCACCAUGGGUCGUGAGGCCCUCGGUGAAAUGAACGACAAUGGUGAACUCUUCUCAGACUUCUGCGCCUUCAAUGAUUUGGUGAUUGGUGGUAGUGUGUUCAAACACAAGGAUAUACACAAGACGACAUGGAUUUCACCAGAUGGAAACACCAAGAAUCAAAUAGACUUCAUCUCAAUUUCAAGAAAGUGGAGACGGAGCCUACUGGACACAAGGUCAAGGAGAGGAGCAGAUGUGGGUUCAGACCACUAUCUAGUAGAAGGGACUUUCAAGGUGAAACUAAAAGCCU